CCCUUACGCUGGGCCCCUUCCCCGCCCCCCGCCUGCCCGCAGCCUCCGCGGCCCGCGGUGGGGCCCGAUGGAGGGAGGCGGCCGGGACAGAGGCAACCCCCGGACAGCCCCGGGUCGCUGCCCCACACCGUCCCGCUUGGCAGGCCGCAGCCGCCCGCCGAGGGCCGCGGUGUGGGCGGGCGCCUGGGGAGCCCGGGCCCCGCACGGGCAGCGCUGCCUCCCGCCAGCGGUUCCCCGGGCAGGGCGGGGCUGGGGCACCUCGGAGAGGCGGUGUGGCUGGGCAGGCCUCCCCGACCAGCCGGCAGGAGCCUUUGGGAUAGUGAAAGGACCUUAAGUUCUCCCUGUUUUAUCGCCCUGCCGCGCCCCACAGCCAGCUGCUGCUCGCCUCUGCCUCCCAAAGGGCUGGAUGUUCCUCAUCCCCAUGGCUCAUCCCUGGGUUUCUCUGUCGUUGGCAUUACUUCUGCCAUUCCCACCCAGGUCUCACCCUAUACUCAACCUGCCCUGCGAAACAGCCCUGCUGACAUAGUUAUGGGGCAACCUCUGGCUUUCUUACUGUCCAGAUGUUACAUUUCAGGCAGGCUCCCCUUCCCACCAGUGCCUGCGGGAUGGAGACAGGGCUGGUGAACCCUUGGGUGGAUGAGGAUGCUGCUGCCCGAGGCAGGGUCUGCCUGCCAGCACCUGGACAGGGCAGCUUGAGGAAGGGAUGUGCUGAGCUCAGCCCUAGAGAGACUCCGUGGCGUCUUCAGCAGGCUGGGGUCUGAGGGGUGAUGGCAGACAAGCUGCUCCUGAAUGUGCGGAAGGAAUUUGUGGAGCGUGUGAGCAAGGCAGUGAUCUCUGGGCUGCUGGACGAGCUGCUGGCCCAAGGGGUGCUGAGCCUGGAGGAGGUGGACGAGGUGAACGACAGACACACAGUGCGCACUGACAAGGCCCGCUGCCUCAUCGAUGGUGUGCGCCUGAAGGGCUGCAGGGCCAGCCAGAUCUUCAUCGACAGCCUCAGGAACCGUGAUGGCAUCUUGGCGGAGCAGCUGGGUCUGGCUGCUGAGUUGGGGUCCGCUGGCAUGCAACUGGUCUCCCCCAACACUGAGACCUCCCCUGGGCCUCUUGUUGAUAUCCAGGGCGAGCAGUGGAUCCGGCAGUGCUCCGUGAGCGAGUACCAGCACAUCAUGGACACAGAGGGAAACCAGAUCUAUCCCAUCCAUCUACCACGGGAGACACGAACCCGUAGGGCGCUACUCAUCUGCAACAUUAAGUUUGAGCACUUGAAACAGCGGGAUGGGGCUGAAGUGGACGUGGAGGGGAUGACAAAGCUGCUCGAAGGGCUGGGCUAUGUGGUCGACAUCCAUUGCAACCUAACUUCCCAGGAGAUGGUUAAGGUCAUGAAGGAUUUUGUGGAUCUAAGAGAGCACCGGACCUCUGACAGCACCUUCCUGGUCUUCAUGUCCCAUGGGGUCAGGGCUGGGCUCUGUGGGACCAAGAGCAGAAACGAGACCACAGACAUCCUUUCCCUUGACACCAUCUAUGAGAAGUUCAACAACAAGCACUGCCAGGCGCUGCUGGGCAAACCCAAAGUGGUCAUUAUCCAGGCCUGCCGUGGAGGCAACAUAGGGUCCGUGAUGGUGAGCGACUCCACAGACCCUGCCAUGCCAACUCCUAGCUCAGUUCACAUGAUCCCUGAAGGGCUGGAAGAUGAUGCCAUCUUUCAAGUCCACCUGGAGAGUGAUUUUGCCACUUUACAUUCUUCCACGCCUGAUACCCUCUCCUGGAGACACCCAGAAAAAGGCUCCAUUUUCAUCCAGAACCUGAUACAGCAGUUUCGAAACCACGCCUGUGACAGUGACUUACAGGAGAUCUUCCGAAAGAUACAAAACUCCUUUGGAAAUUUCCCUCGGCAGUUGCCGUCACAAGAACGGACUACAAUGCUCAGGAAGUUCUACCUCUUCCCCGGCCACUGAUCUCCUGCCCUCAGUGAAAAAACAAUACAAGGACCACAAAAAUGUUUGAAUUUGAGGGUAAUACAGCAGGAAACUCAAGCUGAAGGCAAAUGCAGCCCUGCUCCAGAAAGAUGCGCUUCUUCAGAGAAGAGGAACAGCCAAGAAUAGCCCUGCAGAAACACAGUCACUCUCUAAACCUGCUACUUAUGGCCUCUCUGCUACGCACUUACAAACAGACCUGCAAUAAAAUAGUCCUUUGUCUCCUGUC
This is a messenger RNA of Phalacrocorax carbo (great cormorant), 2199 nucleotides long. NCBI's taxonomy places the organism in Eukaryota, Metazoa, Chordata, Aves, Suliformes, Phalacrocoracidae. The record is from RefSeq and is a predicted model, not a curated record.